AUGUCUUGGUGGGGCUGGAGCUCGUGGAGCUGGAGCCAGUCCGACGACUGGGACUGGCAGCAGAACAGAUGGUGGUGGGAAGGUUACCAAGCUGCCCUUGAUGAAAGGGCGGCUUGGUUGUGGCAGGAGGAGGAGGACCGGAGGACGGCUCAGUGGUACCAGGAGGAGGAAGACCGAAAGUGGUGGCAGGAGGAGGAAGGGAGCAAAGCUGCCCUUGCUGAAAGGGCACUGCAGGAGGGGGUUAUAGGAAGGGUGCCGCCGGAGGUGAUAGGAGGUGGCACCGGCAGCAAGAAGAAAAAAAGAAACAACAAGGGCCGUGUUGCAGGCUCCGGCACGGUCAGCAAUGCCCGGAGACUGGAGUUUCAGAAAAAAGGCUUGCAAAGAAGGCUGGAGCGGGAGGAGGCAGAGAGGAAAGCUCAAGAGGAGGCGGAGGAAGAGGAGGGAGACGACGACGGAGACGACGACGACAAGAAGGAAAAGAAGAAAGUCACCCUUGUUGAAAGGGCGGCUCGACAGGCUCGAGAGUUCGGGCCAAGCGAGAAGCAGAACGAGAAGGAGGCUGCUGUCCUGGGCAGUGGCGACGUCGACAGGUCGUCCAGCUCCAGCAGCAGUCUGCUGGACACCACCCUUGAUAAAAGGGAGAAGAAGAAGGCCAAGACCCCAGACGAAGCAGCUUCUGAGAGGGCUGAAGAGCUGAAGGCUGCCCUUGCUGAAAGGGCCCCUGCUGCUUUCUCGAAGUCUCCAAGGGGCAGUGUGGCUCUGGCUGUGAAGACAAAGAAGGAGGAGGAGGAGGCUGCCCUUGCUGAAAGGGCGGCCCGAAGGCAGAAAAAGUUCCAAGAGUCCAAGACUGGACUCUACUUGGACGACGAAGAGGAAAAGGAGGAGGACAAAGUCAAAGAGGAGAAGGAGUCGCCGCCUGGCUCUGUCACGGUGGACUCGGUGACAAGUGCCUCGGUGCCGGACCAUGCCUCGAUGGAGGCCUCCUCGGCGGCUCGGUCUAGGGGCCACGGAGAGUCCUUGGGCAAAGGACCGCAGACGUGGCAGGUGAAGUUUCCGGCCGCCCUUGGUAAAAGGGUGGCCAUCGACUUCCACCACGUCUUGGAGGUCGAAGAGAAUAUCUCGGCGGUGCAAGCCUUGCGAGAAAGUGGCUACUGGGUCUGCCUGCUCUCCUACUCCGGUCGCGACAGAGAGGCGGAGACCCGGCGGACCCUGAAGGCCCUGGAGGAGCAGCACGGCCUGGUCUUUGACGACAAGAGGUUCGUGAGGGCCCACCUUGGUAAAAGGGGGAAAGCACAGCUGUGCAAGACCCUCGCGAUCACGGACCUCUUCGAUGAUCGCGACGACAUCUUGUGGGAGGCUUCGACUUUGGGCAUUACGGACUGGGCGAUACGUAAGGCCCGGCAGCACCACUACGGCCAUGCAAGGGCCUACAACACCCUCGCCGAUGCCGUGGAGGCUUUCUUGGAAAGCAAGCAAGACAAGUGA
Symbiodinium natans is the source of this 1485-nucleotide messenger RNA. The record is from the annotation of a GenBank genome assembly. Lineage: Eukaryota; Dinophyceae; Suessiales; Symbiodiniaceae.